AUGACGGUCGCUGCGCCAACCACACAUUCUCCUCCUCCACCUUCUCCUCCUCAAUCAUCAUGCGACAUGGAGCCUCAAGACAAUGCUCCAAUCACCUGCUCAAACGACUCUCAUGAUGAUCCAAUCGAGAAGGUUCGACCUGCCAAGAAGACUAAGGUGUCACAUCAUGUGGCCAUUGAGCCAGUCGAUCAACCCACCUCACAGCACGACAAGGUCGAUAACGGUGCCGCCACCACCACCACCACCACCACCACCACUGCCAAUCACAUCCUUCUCGAAGCUGGUACCCAAGUCAUGGCCAGGUCAGCAGGUGAGGGCUGUGUAUUCAGAAGGGGGACAGUUGUCGAGGACACAGGACAUGGAGAGGUCACGGUCGAAUUCCAAGGAUCAGACAAUGAGGAAUCUGUUCCUCGAGCAUACGUGUUUGGUCACAAACAUCCACGUGCAAAGAAGAGCGAAAUGAUCACAAACAAACAAUAUCUAUGCCUUGGCUUUGACAGCCACUACCGACUUGGCACGCUCAUUGGUGUUCGCGGGAAAUCCUACGACAUUGAGAUUCAAGUAUCCCAACCAUUGAUGUUCACUCUGCCGCUUUCAGACAUCACUAAGAUCAAUUAUUUAAAUUAA
This is a messenger RNA of Acytostelium subglobosum LB1, 627 nucleotides long. RefSeq lists its product as hypothetical. Lineage: Eukaryota; Evosea; Eumycetozoa; Acytosteliales; Acytosteliaceae. The transcript has a single exon. Bases 1 to 627 code for a protein of 208 amino acids. The record is from RefSeq and is a predicted model, not a curated record.